Menidia menidia (Atlantic silverside) is the source of this 1322-nucleotide messenger RNA. Lineage: Eukaryota; Metazoa; Chordata; Actinopteri; Atheriniformes; Atherinopsidae. The record is from the annotation of a GenBank genome assembly.
GCAGGAGGAGGAGGGUGUUCCUCCUCCUCCUCCUCCUCCUCCUCCUCCGCCUCCUGCCUCUCUGCCCUGCCUGAAAGGAAACCUCAGCUCAGUUUGAUCUGAGAGGCUGCGCAGCUCCUCGCGUUUAUCCAGCUCAGGUGUUCACUCAUGGCGGCCGCCUCCAAGAGCUCCCAAAGGGCAAAGAACGUGGUCAUCGGGGUGUUGGCGCUCUGGUCCAUCGUCGCUCUCGUCACCAUCGUGGUGUGGGCCACGUCUCCGGACCUGAAGGGCUCGGCCCAGUGCCGGGCCGAGCUGCGGGACCUGACGGAGAAGCUGGAGGGGGCCAAGGUGGUGUUCCAAAAGGACAAGGAGGCCCUGGAGCGGCAUGUGGAGGAGGCAAGGGAGGAGCAGGACAACCUGAGAGGAGAGAUCAAGGUGCUGCUGGGGCGCAUCAACCAAACCAACGCCACUCUGGAGGAGUGCCGGCAGGAGAGCGUCGUCCUGCGUGGGAACAUCAGCGCUCUGCAGCUGGACGUGGAGCAGCUGAGGCAGACGGAGGCCAACCUCACGGCUCAGCUGGGCCUGCAGGAAGAGCAAAUCGACGGCCUGCAGCACAACCUGACCCUGGCCGUCCACCAGGUGGACUCCUCGUCCAGUCUGCGGGCGGCGGCCCACAGCCAGAUGCUGGCGGCUCAGACCGAGACCAAGGCGUGCCAGUCCACCCAGCAGUACCUGGAGAAGCAGCUGCAGAAGUGUAAAGUGGUGGAAUCGAAGGCCCCGGAGCAGACGCAGCAGGCCGGCUCCUCCCCGGCCCCCUCCACCGACGCCGCCCCCCGCCUGGCUGUUGACCCCCUGCUCAAUCUGCUGACUCUGCUGGUCUGCGGCAGCCUGCGUCUCAUAACCUCAGUUCAUUCUACCACCCGUUACUCAUUCCUAGACACAGGGAGCUGGGGGCGGUGGGACGUGGCGCUGACAGCGAACAUGGCGCUCCGGGACCCUGGCCGGACACAGACUGCUGUACAAACCCUCCACCAGCCCGCCGAGAGGCCCCGACCGAGCCGCCGAUGGACGCUUGGACACAGACUUUGCUUUCGACCGCCCAGCUGAGACGUUUACUGACCGUUGGACUGUCUGGUUUCGCAGCGUGUGAACCCACUUUUUCUGCUGAUUGCGCUGCUUUUUUGGGGGGGGGGGCUUUUUCUCUUCACAGCUUGGGGCUUUCGGCACCGCAGCGGAGCGACCACUCGACUUUUAGAGGCUUUUAUCAGAUGCUGGGCUAAAAGGGGGAAAAGGGGGCUCAGGGUGGAUGUAUUCAUUUGAAUAAUAAACCUGAGAAGUUUCUA